Cynara cardunculus var. scolymus (artichoke) is the source of this 942-nucleotide messenger RNA. RefSeq names its product ubiquitin-conjugating enzyme E2 7. Gene Ontology annotation, biological process: ubiquitin-dependent protein catabolic process; protein polyubiquitination. The transcript has 6 exons. Bases 121 to 627 code for a protein of 168 amino acids. The record is from RefSeq and is a predicted model, not a curated record. Gene Ontology annotation, molecular function: ubiquitin conjugating enzyme activity. Lineage: Eukaryota; Viridiplantae; Streptophyta; Magnoliopsida; Asterales; Asteraceae.
AAAACUUUAUUGAGAACCGUUCGGGUUAAAAUACCCGUCAAGGGCUUACGCUAAAAUCCCUCUUUGCCCUUCUCCCAUCGGCCUCCUUUCUCUGAUACAAGAACCUUCUCUCUUUCAUCCAUGGCCUCUCCAUCUCAAGCAAGUCUCCUUCUUCAGAAACAGCUUAAAGAUCUCUGUAAAAAUCCUGUUGAUGGAUUCUCGGCGGGUCUCGUUAAUGAAACUAAUCUAUUUGAAUGGAGUGUCACAAUAAUCGGGCCGCCUGAUACAUUAUACGAGGGGGGGUUUUUCAAUGCCAUAAUGACCUUCCCACAAAAUUAUCCAAACAGCCCUCCGACAGUAAGAUUUACUUCAGAGGUUUGGCAUCCGAAUGUUUACCCUGAUGGCGAGGUCUGUAUUUCGAUUCUCCAUCCCCCUGGUGAUGAUCCUAACGGCUAUGAGCUUGCAAGUGAGCGCUGGACACCAGUCCAUACGGUAGAGAGCAUAGUCUUGAGCAUUAUAUCGAUGCUCUCCAGCCCUAACGAUGAAUCUCCUGCUAAUGUGGAAGCUGCGAAAGAAUGGAGAGAUAGAAGGGACGAGUUCAGGAAGAAAGUUGGUCGAUGUGUGAGAAAAUCGCAAGAAUCUAUGUGAAACGGAUGUGGUGAGUCCUUAUGGGUGAUUUGGUCCGUGCGGAAUUGCCAUGUUAAGUUUCUUAUUUCAUAUAUUCGUUCUAUACUCUUAUUUUGCUUUCCUUUACUUAAUGUUAUGGCUUAUGAAAACAACUUUCAGAAUGUCAUUUUUGGGACACCUUUUUUGGGUCUGCUUGUGAAUUUCUUUUUUUUGUUGACUUAAAAAACGUUAUUCAAACCAACGAGCUUGUAUUUGGUCGUUAUGAAGUCGUGUAUCGGUUUCUUGAAACGUAUGUAAGAUCGUUCUUUAUAUUCUAAGUUGUUUGCUACUUGUUUC